AUGGUCAUUGGGCGAGUUUCCAUCCGCUCCAUUUACACAUGUGUGUCUGGUCUCGGCAAUAUGGAGCCUCAAUAUGCGGGGACGAGACACAAUGUUGGGUUGAAGAUCGUGCAGAUGUUGGGAGAUCAGUUGAGCGCCGGUGCGAAGCCGUUUGUUCGCUCCCGCGCUGCUCCAAAGGUUGAGUAUUUAAGCAUUCCAUCUUUGAGUUUAGUCUUACUUCUCAGUAACGGUGGGUAUAUGAACGAGAGUGGGAAAACGUUACAGUCUGUCUGGCGGAAACUAAAUCGACGACUUGGUGGUCAAAAAGUGCGACAUAUUGUUGUUCACGAUGAACUCGCGCUCUCGUUGGGAAAGCUCCAGUUACGGGAACCUGGGAGGAGUGUUCGAGGUCAUAAUGGUUUGAAGGAUAUUGAGAGAUGCUGCGGCACGAAUUUUUAUCGGUUGGCUAUCGGCAUAGGUAGACCGGAAUCAAGGGACCCUGCCGAUGUUGCAGAUUAUGUUUUAGGCAGGUUGUCCCCCGAGGAAAACUCAAAAUUAAAAGAACUAGUCCUACCUCGUGUAUGGCCUCUGAUUUCCAAGCAGUGA
Huiozyma naganishii CBS 8797 is the source of this 585-nucleotide messenger RNA. It is a transcript of the gene PTH1, whose product is annotated as aminoacyl-tRNA hydrolase. Gene Ontology annotation, molecular function: peptidyl-tRNA hydrolase activity. The coding region runs from base 1 to 585 and encodes 194 amino acids. The record is from RefSeq and is a predicted model, not a curated record. The transcript has a single exon. NCBI's taxonomy places the organism in Eukaryota, Fungi, Ascomycota, Saccharomycetes, Saccharomycetales, Saccharomycetaceae.